CACCCUAUUACCCGUCUUUACUUCUGUUGCGCCUUUUCGGAUUUAUUCUCUAAACACGGACAUCAUGCAGCUGAACUCAGAAGCUUAAUGAGACUUGUCCAAAAAUCGUUACCGAGGAUGCGUUACGUGGACUGUAACAGCUCAGAGGGGAGUGAGGAGACUGAAAUUGCUGUAAAUAUUGGUGGUGUCAAACACGUUCUCUAUGGAGACCUGCUGAACCGAUAUCCUGAAACACGUUUGGCGGAGCUGGCGAACAGUUCCAUGGAUUGCGCACAAGAUCUCUCUGUGCUCUGUGAUGACUACGACGCUUCAAAGCAAGAGUUUUACUUUGACAGAGAUCCGGAGGUGUUCAGAUGCAUAAUGGAACUUUAUUACUGCGGAGAAAUUCAUAUGAAACGAGGAAUAUGCCCCAUGUGUUUCAUGAGAGAGAUGGACUUCUGGGGCAUCGAUGCAGACUAUCUGGAUGAAUGUUGCCAGGGUAGUCUAAACGAGGUGGAAACUGAACUGGCAGAAAUCGCGGAGAAGGUCAAAACCAUCCUGAAUGACCUGGAGGGUGAUGCCACAGCCACAAGAGGCCAGAGGUGCCAAGUGUUCCUGUGGAAGCUCAUGGAGAAACCAGAGUCUUCCUUAGCUGCGCACAUAAUCGCUAUGGUGUCAUUUGUCUUCAUCUUGCUCUCCUCUGUGGUCAUGUGCAUGGGCACCAUCCCGGAGCUGCAGGUGCAGGACCCUGAGGGGCGCCACGUGGAACACCCAACCCUUGAGUCCAUUGAGACGGCUUGCAUCAUCUGGUUCACCAUGGAAUACAUUCUGCGUCUCGUUUCCUCUUCGAACAAGCUACGCUUUGUGCUUUCCUUCAUGAAUAUAAUAGACUUUAUGGCCAUCAUGCCUUUCUACGUGGUGUUAAUUCUUACACUCUUAGGCACUUCUGUGAUGGAGCUGGCCAACGUGCAGCAAGCAGUGCAGUCGUUACGCAUCAUGCGCACUGCGCGUAUCUUCAAACUGGCGCGCCACUCCUCAGGUCUGCAGACUCUCACCUAUGCGCUUAAGAGCAGCUUUAAAGAGCUGGGCAUGCUGCUUAUGUACAUGGUCAUGGGAAUUUUCCUGUUCUCUGCACUGGGGUACACAAUGGAGCAAAGCCACCCGGAAACCAUGUUCACCAGCAUCCCACAGUCCUUUUGGUGGGCUAUCAUUACUAUGACCACUGUAGGUUAUGGAGACAUCUAUCCUAAAACCACGCUGGGCAGGUGUAACGCUGCUGUCAGUUUUCUGUGUGGCGUGAUAGCUAUUGCGUUGCCAAUCCAACCAAUCAUUAACAACUUUGUGAUUUUUUACAGCAAGCAGCGAGUGCUUGAAACCGCUGCCAAACAUGAGAUUGAACUCAUGGCAUUACGUGCAAAGGAGGAAGCGUGCAAGUGCCAUAAUGCUGAAAAAAAGGCAUCGCAGAGGACAAGAGGUUCGGCUGGCAUUAGUUCGGUUUGGGACAGUGCUGCUGUGAGCGAGUGACAAAUAUAUUCCAUUACUUGGUGAUACAACAGUAUCUGUGUCCAAAUGCCAGCCUGUCCACAAAUGCUGGAACAACUAGAGCGUGAUCUAUCUAUCUAUCUAUCUAUCCAGGGGCGUAGAUUCCAGGGGGGAUGGGGGGAACACACCCCACCCCUUUAAUAAUCAAAAUGAGCAAGUAGAACCCCCCCCAUAUUUAUACCAUGAUUUAUGGAAACAAGUAAAUGCUUCACGCUGUAACCCCCCAAUGUUCAAGCCAAAUCUAUGCCCUUGUAUCUGUUGCUGUCACCUUGCUCAUAAUAACAUAGGAACCCUAAUAUAUUGGAUGUAAUAAAAAGAAUAACAUAAUAAAAAAAUGGGUUCCCAUCCAAUACAAUUUAUUCAUGUAGUAGCCUUUAACUAUUACAAUAAAUGUAAAUGACAAAAGGUGAACAUAACUGUAAAUAAAACAUAUCAUUCAAAAUAAAGUACAGUACUGUGUGUUAUGUAUGAUAAUAAUGCCAUGUAUAAUUGCCAUUUAUCGAUCAACUUAAUACAAAGUGCACUAAACAAAAACAAAAAAAACCUAAAUCAAUAUUUGGUGGGACCACCCAAUGUCUUUACAACAGGACCAAAUCUCCUAGGUACACGUGUGCACAGUUUUUCAAGGUAGUUGGCAAAUAAGUUGUUCCAAGCAUCUUGGAGAACUUGCCACAGUUCUCUGUAUUAAGGUUGCCUCUUCAUGUUAUU
Myxocyprinus asiaticus (Chinese sucker) is the source of this 2229-nucleotide messenger RNA. Its product is annotated as potassium voltage-gated channel subfamily F member 1-like. Gene Ontology annotation, biological process: protein homooligomerization; potassium ion transmembrane transport. The transcript has 2 exons. The record is from RefSeq and is a predicted model, not a curated record. Gene Ontology annotation, molecular function: voltage-gated potassium channel activity; protein binding. The coding region runs from base 88 to 1503 and encodes 471 amino acids. Lineage: Eukaryota; Metazoa; Chordata; Actinopteri; Cypriniformes; Catostomidae. Gene Ontology annotation, cellular component: membrane; voltage-gated potassium channel complex.